AAGACGACGGUUCCACUUGUAGAUGACAAUUUUGGUGCCAUGCACAUUCUCUUGAACGUCAUCCAUGGCUGGACAAGAAGAGUCCCAAGACAGUUGGACAUACAGAUCCUUACGCAGGUCGCUAGCCUGAUAGACAAAUACGAGCUGCAUGAAACCACUGAGAUAUUUACGGACAUGUGGUUUGAAGCCGUUCGACCAGCGCUGCUACAAGACCAUCAUCAAAAUUUGGCAUCGCGGGUUUUCAUUUGCUGGAUACUACAGAAACCUUCGGAAUUCAACAUUCUUACAAGAAAAGCCAUCCUGGAAACCGAUUGCGGACUUGAAAACGACGGAGCGCCGAUUCCUUACUGGAUCACUAGUGAUAUACAAUCUCGUCGAGAGGACAUAUUUAUGAAAGUAUUCAGUAUGCUCUCAGACAUGCUUGACCGUUAUGAUGGUUCCGAGCAAUUAUGUUGCCAUGACAGGAACUGUGAUCCACUCGCUCUCGGAAAGCUUAUGAGGGGGUUGAAACGGAACCGCCUCUACCCAAUUCCGGAACCUUCUACCAUGGAAAUGUCGAUUGAAAAGCUCCUCUCCACUGUUCGUUCAAUAGACCUCUCGUCAUACUGCGGGAAUCACAGCAGGAAAGCUGGACGCAGAUUCCACACGUGGGACGAAGGCCAGAUUGAAGGCAGUCCACAUAUGGACGAAGAGAUCAAGAACUCGCUUUCCAGAAUCCAGGGUCAGAUUCAUGGAUUAGAACUACACGAC
Molecule: messenger RNA, 750 nt
Organism: Baudoinia panamericana UAMH 10762
Lineage: Eukaryota; Fungi; Ascomycota; Dothideomycetes; Mycosphaerellales; Teratosphaeriaceae
Exons: 2
Source: RefSeq, a predicted model, not a curated record